AUGGACCCGACGGACUCGUUUAAAGUACACAUCCUAGAGGCGAGUCUGUUCGUGCGCCGAGUAAACGUAAACCCUGGAAUACUGUUGUCUCACGAGCGCGCGCUGGCUAAAACCACGGCGAAGUAUCCGCUCACGCGUGUAGAGGUGAAGGUCAUGUCGAUGCACUCUGGUUUGCACGGCGAGACACUGGACAACGCGAUUCUCGGCCAAUUGCCGAAACGAAUCAUUCUCGGUUUCGUGGAUAACAGAGCCUUCAAUGGCGAUCGCAAACUCAAUCCUUUCAAUUUUGCGCACUACAACAUCAAUUAUCUGUCUCUGUAUGUGGACGGUAUUCAGGUACCGUCAAAACCUCUACAGCCGGAUUUCACCAAGAAUCGUUUAUACGUGGACGCGUACCACACGCUGUUUUCUGGUACCGGCAGGCAUUUUCUCGAUCAAGGUAAUUGCAUCGAUCGGGAAAAAUAUCCCGAUGGCUAUUGCCUCUUUGCCUUUGAUCUGACACCCGAUCUCUCGGCCAAUGAGAACUCCCAUUGGAAUCUCAUCAGGCACGGCAGCGUAAGAAUCGAGGUGCGAUUCGAGAACGCUCUGUCGUCGACGGUAAAUUGCAUCAUUUAUGCUGAGUACGAGAAUGUUCUGGAGAUAGACGCAUCGCGCCACGUUCUGGUAGAUUUCAACGGCUAA
Messenger RNA from Orussus abietinus, 681 nucleotides. RefSeq lists its product as uncharacterized. The record is from RefSeq and is a predicted model, not a curated record. The transcript has a single exon. Lineage: Eukaryota; Metazoa; Arthropoda; Insecta; Hymenoptera; Orussidae. Bases 1 to 681 code for a protein of 226 amino acids.